AUGGCGGCCGCCGUCCGGGGGGACGGGCCGGACCCGGCCGGGAAGGGACCGGGAAGUGACGGGCUGGGAAGUGACGAGCUGGGAAGUGACGAUCCGGGAGGGACGAUGCGGGAAGGACGAUCCCGGACAUGCCGUGCCGGUGCUGCCGGUGCUGCCGGCCGUGCGGUUGUUGGCUCUCUCCGCUCUGAUCCCUCCGCGGCAGCCGCCGACAACCGCACCCGCGGAUCCCUCCGCGCCCCGCGGGUCAGCGGGGGUGGGAGGGCGCGCCAGCGCGACAAAUCAUAUUUGAAUUGUUUGCUGUUCCUCCAGUGCCUCGCAUUCCAUGAUAUUUCACCUCAAGCUCCAACACAUUUCCUAGUGAUUCCUAAGAAGCCAAUUGUCAGAUUGUCUGAAGCAGAAGACUCUGAUGAAUCUCUUCUUGGGCAUUUAAUGAUUGUUGGCAAGAAGUGUGCUGCUAACCUGGGCCUGACGAAUGGAUUCCGGAUGGUUGUGAAUGAAGGGCCUGAGGGUGGGCAGUCUGUCUAUCACGUACACCUCCAUGUUCUGGGCGGCCGUCAGCUGGGCUGGCCUCCUGGCUAAGAUUUUUACACCACAAGAGCUAACUGCAUGCAUACAAGUUACCACCGAGCAGAUUUAAUGUGUUAUACAUCAGUCUAGCCACUGUUAGUGUAUUGUUUUUUUUUUUUUUUAAUGUGUGUCUACAGAGGGUGUUAAAUGCUCUGAGCAACAUUCGCACAAUAAAAUUUAAGCAUGUGGGAAUC
This is a messenger RNA of Manacus vitellinus (golden-collared manakin), 761 nucleotides long. It is a transcript of the gene HINT1, whose product is annotated as histidine triad nucleotide binding protein 1. Gene Ontology annotation, biological process: purine ribonucleotide catabolic process. The coding region runs from base 1 to 579 and encodes 192 amino acids. NCBI's taxonomy places the organism in Eukaryota, Metazoa, Chordata, Aves, Passeriformes, Pipridae. The record is from RefSeq and is a predicted model, not a curated record. Gene Ontology annotation, cellular component: nucleus; cytoplasm. The transcript is spliced from 4 exons. Gene Ontology annotation, molecular function: hydrolase activity.